Pistacia vera is the source of this 2839-nucleotide messenger RNA. RefSeq names its product nucleobase-ascorbate transporter 12. Gene Ontology annotation, cellular component: plasma membrane. Lineage: Eukaryota; Viridiplantae; Streptophyta; Magnoliopsida; Sapindales; Anacardiaceae. The record is from RefSeq and is a predicted model, not a curated record. The transcript is spliced from 10 exons. Gene Ontology annotation, molecular function: transmembrane transporter activity. Gene Ontology annotation, biological process: transmembrane transport. The coding region runs from base 276 to 2417 and encodes 713 amino acids.
AAACAGAGAUAAAAUAAAACGCGGUUUUAGCUCCUCCACUAUCCUCUUAGUUGUCCGUCUUUUGUCAUCUCUCUCGCUCACUUCACUUCACUCAACUCACUCACUCACUUCCCUAAACUAUCUUUUCACUCACUCUUUCAAAAAACCCUCACAAAUUCUUAAUUUCUUCAAAACCCUGAACAAACACGCCUCAGAUCUGCACAUUCUACCCUCCCAUUUAUAAAAGUUUCAAUCUUUUUAUUAUUAUGACUCACUAAUUCAAACAAUCGUCUUCAAUGUCAAGUUCCAACCCCAAAAAUCGUCCCAAACCCGGUCCGUGGCCGCCCGCACCCGAUUCUGCUCCUGUUCCUCCUUCCUCUUGGGCUAAACGCACUGGUUUCCGCCCCAAGUUCUCCGGGGAGACUAAUGCCAGCUAUUCCGGGCAAAUCACCUUGACGCCCAAGCCGAAAGAGCCGGAAACACAACCGGAUCUCGAAGCAGCUCGGGCUCGGGUCACUCCGGGGCCGCCGCCGGUGCCAGCUUCGGCACAGCUGGUUGUUAAUGGCGACAGUGAGAAGGUGCAAGCGACGCCUUCGAAUAAGGAUCAGACGGUUAAGAGGAGGAGGGAGUCGGACAAGGGCUUGAGUGUGAAUGGGAAUGGGAACGGGAACGGGAACGGGGUGGCUCCGGCUCCGGCUACGGCGGUGCAAACGGAGACGAAUCAGCAGCAGCCGAGGAGAGCGCCGAGGAAUGAUGACGUGGUGGUGGUUGAUGGUAUGGAUGAUGACGGUUUUGCCCCUAGACAACAGACGCAUAUGAAGUAUGAACUUAGAGACACUCCUGGCCUUGUUCCUAUUGGUCUAUAUGGGUUUCAGCAUUAUCUUUCAAUCUUGGGUUCAUUGAUUCUUAUUCCGCUCGUCAUGGUUCCUGCAAUGGGUGGCACACACGAGGAUACUUCAAUGGUUGUAUCAACGGUGCUCUUUGUAUCGGGAGUGACCACACUUUUGCAUACAUCUUUUGGGUCAAGGUUGCCUUUGAUACAAGGUCCAUCAUUUGUUUUCCUGGCACCAGCAUUAGCAAUAAUCAACUCACCAGAGUUUCAAGGACUGAAUGGCAAUAACUUCAAGCAUAUUAUGAAGGAGUUGCAGGGAGCUAUUAUCAUAGCCUCAGCUUUUCAAGCUAUACUUGGAUACAGCGGACUGAUGUCCUUUUUUUCAAGGUUGAUCAAUCCAGUGGUUGUUGCCCCAACUAUUGCUGCUGUAGGUCUUUCCUUUUACAGUUAUGGUUUCCCACUUGUUGGUACCUGCAUUGAAAUUGGUGUAGUGCAAAUAUUGCUGGUGAUUCUUUUUUCUCUGUACCUCCGUAAGAUUUCUGUUCUUGGUCAUCGCAUAUUUCUAAUUUAUGCGGUUCCCUUGGGUCUGGCAAUCACUUGGGCCGCUGCUUUUCUUUUGACCGAAGCAGGAGCUUAUAACUACAAAGACUGUGAUGUAAAUGUUCCUGCAUCAAACAUAGUAUCUGACCACUGCAGAAAGUACGUUUCCCGGAUGAAGCAUUGUCGAGUUGAUACUUCUCAUGCAUUGAAAUCUUCCCCAUGGUUUAGGUUCCCUUAUCCAUUGCAGUGGGGAACUCCUGUGUUCAACUGGAAAAUGGCACUUGUUAUGUGUGUGGUGUCCAUAAUUGCAUCAGUUGAUUCGGUUGGUUCAUAUCAUGCAUCAUCGCUUUUGGUGGCAUCCAGACCUCCAACCCCAGGUGUUCUUGGUCGAGGGAUUGGUCUUGAAGGCCUUUCUAGUGUCUUGGCUGGUCUCUGGGGUACAGGAACUGGGUCCACAACUCUAACCGAAAAUGUACACACCAUUGCUGUGACUAAAAUGGGAAGCCGCAGAGCAGUCGAGUUUGGUGCGUACGUUCUGGUAGUCUUAUCUCUUGUAGGUAAAGUUGGAGGUUUUAUUGCUUCAAUUCCUCAAGUCAUGGUGGCUGCACUCCUCUGUUUCAUGUGGGGGAUGCUUGCAGCACUAGGAUUGUCUAAUUUACGUUAUAGCGAAGCUGGAAGCUCCCGCAAUAUUAUCAUAGUUGGGUUAUCUUUAUUUUUCUCGCUAUCAAUACCAUCCUACUUCCAGCAAUAUGGUAUCUCUCCGAAUACCAACUUAUCUGUCCCGAGUUACUUUCAGCCAUAUAUUGUUGCUUCUCAUGGACCUAUCCGCAGCAAAUAUGGAGGGGUGAACUAUGUUACAAACACAUUAUUGUCGUUGAAUAUGGUGAUUGCUUUCCUUUUUGCUGUUAUCCUGGACAACACUGUGCCUGGCAGUCGGCAAGAACGUGGGGUGUACGAAUGGUCUGAAGCUGAGGCCGCAAGGAGAGAACCGGCUGUUACCAAGGACUAUGAGUUGCCCUUCAGAGUUGGUAGGGUUUUCCGAUGGGUAAAAUGGGUUGGGCUUUGAGAGAGGAUUUUUUUUUUCUUUUUGCUUGGUGUUGUGACCAUCUUCACAUUGUGAAGCUCAGAAAUAGCGGUUCUUGGGGAAGAUCUCGCGACGUGAUUCUAAAUGUAAGUCCCUUAGGCUUGCAUGGUAAAUAGCUGUCUGGAAACUUGGCUCUUUUUUCAAACACGAUGGGAGUUCUUGGACUAUAGUUCUUAUAGAGAUGAGUAUUUGUGUACAUUUGAGGAUCCAGAGGGAUCUUUUGUUGUUGUAAUUUAAAAAAUUCUAAACAUGUAUGUAAUUUUGAGUCAUUGAAACUGCCUGGACUGGCAUUUCACUUGUGUCCAAGAAAAACAUUUAGAAAUGACCUUUCGCCAUGUAUAUUUUUUCCCAUUAUUUUUUCAAUCAGCUUCUUUAAAUGAAUGCUGGAUUCAAUUCUAUUUUCA